This is a messenger RNA of Lepidothrix coronata (blue-crowned manakin), 4720 nucleotides long. It is a transcript of the gene KIFC3, whose product is annotated as kinesin family member C3. The record is from RefSeq and is a predicted model, not a curated record. Gene Ontology annotation, molecular function: ATP binding; microtubule motor activity; microtubule binding. The transcript has 18 exons. Lineage: Eukaryota; Metazoa; Chordata; Aves; Passeriformes; Pipridae. The coding region runs from base 600 to 3077 and encodes 825 amino acids. Gene Ontology annotation, biological process: microtubule-based movement.
CGGGGCGGAGCGGGUGGUGCGGUGUGUGCGGUGCCUCCCGGGUGCGGGGCUGCCCGUAGUCCCGGAGUUCCGAACUCCCUAAGUUAGCCCCAGCCCGAGGUUAGGAGGGGCCUGGAGAGGCUUCGGGAAUGAGUAAAUUAAUUACAGACACUGUUUAUGUCACAUCCGCCGGGAGCACGGAGGGAGCCCGGGGCUGUCGCCUUUUCGGGAGCGAAAUCGGGAUUGGUGCAACUUCCUGCGGGUUUCGGGAGUCGCGACCGGUGUUACUGUCGUGGUUUGCCCUGGCACGGUCCGCUGGGAUUCACGGCUGGACACAGAGCACUGCUGAGAUGUCCGUCCUUGCGCUUCUCUGCAGAGGUGCUGCUGUACUCGGGACCCCCGUGCCAUGAUUACAUCCCGCACAGCCUGGGAUCUGGGAUCCGGGCCCUCCUCCGGAGCCGUCUGGAACACGAAGGACCUUGUCCCGGACGGCCCUGCGGGAUACGGCGUGCAAGCGGCGGGAGGAGACCCAGCACCGGGACCUGACACCAGCCACGGAGGAGCCGCUGGCAUCCCCCUGUGAGCCAGCAGCUGCCACAGCGGUGCAGGCAGCCUCCACCAUGAACCUGGAGAAAGCAGGAGGGAGGCUCUGCAGUGGGAAACGUGCCAGCCUGCCGGCAGCCCGACCCUUCCCAGUGAUCCAGAAGGUGAUGGCCUCCAUGGCACACCUGCAGAAGGAGAAGCUGCAGCUGCAGGAGGAGCUGCUGGGGCUGCAGGAGAAGCUCGCUGCCCAGGAGAACGACGAGCUCUCCCUCUCUCUGCAGCUGCAAGGCCAGGUUGAAACUCUGAAGGCGAAGGUCCUGGAGCAGGCGCAGGAGAUCGGCCGGCUGCGCUCGGAGCUGGGCGGCACAGAUGCAGAGAAGCACCGGGACCUGCUGGCGGCCGAGAACGAGCGCCUGCGGCAGGAGAUGAAGGCGUGUGAGGGGGAGCUGCGGGAGCUGCGGCGGCAGCAGCAGCAGCAGGCACCGUGCCGGGACUGCCACCACCGCCAGGAGAACGCUGAGCUGCAGGAGCAACUGUCCCAGCUGCAGCGAGAGGCAGAGGAGACGCGGGCCAAGCUGGUGGAGCUGGACCUGGAGGUGCAGCAGAAGACGAACCGCUUGGCCGAGGUGGAGCUGCGGCUCAAGGACUCCCUGGCCGAGAGAGCCGAGGAGGAGGAGCGGCUCAGCCGGCGGCUGCGGGACAGCCAGGAGACCAUCGCCAGCCUCAAAUCCCAGCCCCAGCAGAUAAAGUAUAUCAUCAAGACGGUGGAGGUGGAGUCAGCCAAGGCAAAACAAGCCCUGUGCGAGACCCAGUCCCGAAACCAGUACCUGCAGGAGCAGGUGGGGAUGCAGAGGCAGGUGCUGAAGGAGAUGGAACAGCAGCUGCAAAACUCCCAAAAGACAGAGGCUCAGCUCCGAGCUCAGAUUGUGAUGUACGAGGCUGAGCUGGAGCGGGCCCAUGGGCAGAUGCUGGAGGAGAUGCAGGCGAUGGAGGAGGAGAAGAACCGUGCCAUCGAAGAGGCAUUUUCCCGUGCCCAGGUGGAGAUGAAGGCGGUGCACGAGAACCUGGCAGGUGUCCGGACCAACCUGCUGACGCUGCAGCCGGCUCUGCGCACCCUCACCCACGACUACAACAGCCUGAAGCGUCAGGUCCGCGACUUCCCCCUGCUCCUCCAGGAGACCCUGCGCAGCGCCAGGGCCGAGAUCAGCCAGGCCAUCGAGGAGGUGCACAGCACCAACCGGGAACUGCUGCGCAAGUACCGGCGGGAGCUGCAGCUCCGCAAGAAGUGUCACAACGAGCUGGUGCGGCUGAAAGGAAACAUCCGCGUUUUCGGGAGAGUCCGCCCCAUCACAAAGGAGGAUGGUGAGGGCCCGGAGGCAGCCAAUGCAGUGACUUUUGACACCGAUGAUGACGCUGUCCUGCACCUCCUGCACAAGGGGAAGCAGGUGUCCUUCGAGCUGGAUAAAGUCUUCCCCCCACAAGCAUCCCAGGAGGAGGUGUUUCAGGAGGUUCAAGCCCUGGUCACCUCCUGCAUUGAUGGCUACAACGUUUGCAUCUUCGCCUAUGGGCAGACAGGGGCAGGAAAAACCUACACGAUGGAGGGAACGGCAGCAAAUCCAGGGAUCAACCAGCGGGCCCUGCAGCUCCUCUUCUCCGAGGUGCGGGGCAAAGCAGCCGACUGGGAUUACACCAUCACCGUCAGCGCCGCCGAGAUCUACAACGAGUCACUCAGGGACUUGCUGGGGAAGGAGCCGCAGGAGAAGCUGGAGAUCAAGCUGUGCCCCGAUGGCAGCGGGCAGCUCUAUGUGCCCGGGCUCACCGAGUUCAGGGUGCAGAGCGUGGAGGACAUCAACAAGGUCUUUGAUUUUGGCCACGUCAAACGGGUGACAGAGUGCACCAACCUGAACGAGCACAGCUCUCGCUCCCACGCCCUCCUCAUCAUCACCGUCCGUGGCCUCGACCGCAGCACGGGGCUCCGCACCACAGGGAAGCUGAACCUGGUGGACCUGGCAGGCUCGGAGCGGGUCGGGCGGUCGGGCGCGGAGGGCAGCCGGCUCCGCGAGGCGCAGCACAUCAAUAAGUCCCUCUCCGCACUGGGUGAUGUGAUUUACGCCCUGCGCUCCCGGCAGGGCCACGUGCCCUUCCGCAACUCCAAGCUGACCUACCUGCUGCAGGACUCGCUCAGCGGCGACAGCAAGACCCUCAUGAUGGUGCAGGUCUCCCCCGCCGAGAAAAACACCAGCGAGACGCUGUGCUCCCUGAAGUUUGCCGAGAGAGUUCGCUCCGUGGAGCUGGGUCCUGUCUCCCGCAAGGCUGAGCUGGCCUCCUGGCCCAGCCAGGAGCAGCUGGAGGGUGACUCACCGGGUUCUGCAGCAACACCUGGCCGGGGCCACACAUCCCACAGCCCAGGGCAGCUCUCCAGUCGCUCCGCCUCCAUCCGCAGGAAGCUCCACACUUCAGGUGGGUGGUGGGGCACCUUGGGAGCCCAUAUGGGGUCCCUCCAUCCAAGGAGGCUCCCACCACAAGCCCGUGGCAAAGCCUGCAUGAGGGAGUGAGCAGAUUCGUAAUCAGCUCAUUAACUAAUUGCUAAUUAGCCAUGGUCAGCACUUCCCCAAGAGCACCCUGGUACAAAGCUGCUGCUGGCGGCUCAGGGGGUGUGGGGAGGACAACGCCACCAGGCUGAACUUCUCUCCCCUUUGAUUUCAGCCUGACUUAGGGGCAGCCGUGGCUGCCAGGUGAGUGCCUGCGGCGGGUGCUGGUGGAGGGCUCUGUUUCACCCGCUUCCCAGGCAGGGCAGGGCUGCUGGGCUGUGCAGGGAUGCUCCUGGGGAUGCUUGUGGUACCAGCUCCUUGCUACAAUGCUGCCAGACGGGGCUGGGGCACUGGUGGCUGUGUCCCUGCCUACUGUGACCCACGUGUCUCUUCCCAGGGAAGCUGAGGUCAGUCCCACUGUGAUAAGUGCCAGCUCCCAGCUCGGGCACCAAACCCACUCCAGGACCCAGCCCCUCACAGUGACACGGAGGUGGCUGCUGGAAGAAAUGAAGGCUUCAGUGCUGUUCCCUUGGUCACCAGGACCUGUGACCUGAGGGUGAUGGCACCUCUCACAAUGAGCAAUACAGGACCAGGGUCUCCCAGCAGCCAGACCCCCCUCUCAGGGUGGGGGACAGUGGUGCUGGGCAGGAAUCUGCCCCCUCAGAUGCUCAGCUAUGUGACAGUUGUUUUUAGCCAGAGCGGGGAGCUGCUGGGUGCUCCCUCCAUCUCUCCAGCUUUGUUUUUACAAUGAAACUGGGUUGGAGGGGGUUCUUGGAGCUGGAGGGCGUGCUUGGAGCCAGGCUAGCCCCUGGCCAUGCCUCUGCUACCCCCACAGGGCCAGCCUGGCUAUGGCUCCCCCACGACUGCACCUGGGCAACUGCCCGUUGUCUUUCAGAGCAGCAUUUCCUCCGUGGUAAGUCAGAAAAAAAUUCCAGCAGCUCCUUCCCCCGUCGGUUUCUCAAGCCCUGUUGUUGCAUGAAGGCCCCUGGUGCCGUGCAUGAGCCGAGCUGCCGUUCCUCGUGGUGCCAGUGCUGCCAGGCCCCGGCACAGACCCGGAGCGGUCGCGGGCCACCUGUGUUACACGGCACCAGGGGGGAUUUCGCAGUCUCGAAUGAAGCUAUUGUAAAGUUAUUUACCAGUUGUCUUGUCAAGAGAGAUCACAGUGUGGUCGAGAUGAAAGUGUUUGAAAUAUUUAUGCCUGUUUACAUGGAAUGGAAAACUAAUGGAAAACAAACAGAAGUACCCCAAACCUCCAGCACAAAAGCCUGUUGGCUUAUGUAUGGGGAUGGCAGCUGGCAGGGGCAUGGGAAGGGGAUGGCAAUGCCCGUGGUCCUGAGCACCCACCUGUGGGUACGUUUUCUCCUGCUGCAAAUACCUGCUGGAUGCACUGAUGGCUCCUUCCACCACGGCCCUCUCCUCUCACGCUUCCACAGCAUAUUCUAUUUAAAAACAAAAAAAGGGAAAAAUAAAUUUAGCCUUUUGUAUGAUUAGAUGUUUCUAUGUAUUUUAAUAAUUAAAAAUUAUCCUGUUUUGUAACAAAACUUAUUUUAAAUAAACUGUUAAAGCCAGUCGUCCUCUGCUGCUGUUCUUGAACCCUGCUUGGCAUGGGGUGGGUGCUCCUUCCCUUGCUCCCAGCAUCUCCCCUAGGGCUGGAAAAGCCCAUCCCA